This is a messenger RNA of Python bivittatus (Burmese python), 861 nucleotides long. RefSeq names its product purine rich element binding protein A (gene PURA). Gene Ontology annotation, biological process: regulation of transcription by RNA polymerase II. NCBI's taxonomy places the organism in Eukaryota, Metazoa, Chordata, Lepidosauria, Squamata, Pythonidae. Gene Ontology annotation, cellular component: nucleus. The record is from RefSeq and is a predicted model, not a curated record. Gene Ontology annotation, molecular function: DNA-binding transcription factor activity, RNA polymerase II-specific; RNA polymerase II transcription regulatory region sequence-specific DNA binding; purine-rich negative regulatory element binding.
UUCAUCGAGCACUACGCGCAGCUGGGGCCCAGCCAACCGCCGGAGCUGGCGCAGGCCGCGGACGAGCCCCGGCGGGCCCUGAAAAGCGAAUUCCUGGUGCGCGAGAACCGCAAGUAUUACAUGGAUUUGAAGGAGAACCAGCGCGGGCGAUUCCUGCGCAUCCGCCAGACAGUCAACCGCGGUCCAGGCCUCGGCUCCACACAGGGCCAGACCAUCGCCUUGCCAGCCCAGGGGUUGAUCGAGUUCCGCGACGCCUUGGCCAAGCUCAUCGACGACUACGGCGUGGAGGAGGAGCCGGCCGAGCUUCCCGAGGGCACCUCCUUGACGGUGGACAACAAGCGGUUCUUUUUCGACGUGGGCUCCAACAAGUACGGCGUUUUCAUGCGGGUGAGCGAGGUCAAGCCCACCUACCGCAACUCCAUCACCGUCCCUUACAAGGUGUGGGCCAAAUUCGGGCACACUUUCUGCAAGUACUCGGACGAGAUGAAGAAGAUCCAGGAGAAGCAGAGAGACAAGCGGGCCGCCGCUGCCGCCGCCGCAUCCUCCUCCUCCUCCGGCGGAACAGAGCAGCAGCCGGAGACCGAAAGCAGCAGCAGCACCGCUAUCCCCACUGGCCCGCCGGGAGCCUUGCUGCAGGCGGAGGAGCCAGAGGAGGAUUGAUCUCCAUCUAUCUUUCCUCCCUCCUCCCCACAUCCCUCCUUCCCACUUGGCUGCCUCCUCCCUGCCCUGCUGCACAGAGACACUGGUAAUAAUGACAACAACACACAGAGAAAGACUUUAUACUGUAAGGGAGAGAAAGAGAGAAAACCAACAUCCACAAACCGAAAAUAAUGCAUACCGUUAAAUAUACCUGUUAUAACU